Molecule: messenger RNA, 1850 nt
Organism: Paramecium pentaurelia
Lineage: Eukaryota; Ciliophora; Oligohymenophorea; Peniculida; Parameciidae
Source: the annotation of a GenBank genome assembly
AUGUCGAGAUCAUCAUCCAGAAGAAAUAGUCAAGCCAUUGGUUCUCUCAUUAAUUACGCAAACUCUGAUGAUACAUAUAAUGUCAAAGCAAUCCUUUAUGAAAAUCAUAAUCAUAAUCUGUUAAUACUUAAAACCCAAAAACUUUAUACUUGUAUUAGAUUUGAUAAUAAAAGUAAUUCAUCUUUCUUGUUACAAUAACAACGAACAAUUAAGUGAAUUGUAUUUUUAAUACAUCUAAGCAUAAAUAGAUAAAAAUAUUCAUACAAAAUAAGAAGUUGAACAAUGGGUUAAUUAACAAAAUGAUGAAGGAUUCACAGCAUUACAUCUUGCAGCUUACCGAGGAUCAUUAGUAUUCAUAUUUAGAAUAUUAGAAAACCAUUAAACUACUUGAAUAAUAUGGUGCAGAUUAUACAAUUAAAAAUUAUAAUGGUAUAUUAUAACUUCCUAUAAAAGAGUUAACUGUUUUACAUACAGCAUCAUAAGGAGAUUGUCCAUUAACUAUAUAUUAUUAUUUACAGAAAGGAAUACCAAUUAAUGUAGUGGAUAAUAAAGGUUCAUCUCCACUUCAUUGGGCUGCUUAUUCAGGUUCAUAUAAUGCUGUAAAUUUCUUAAUUUCAUGGAAUGCUAAUUUAAAUCUUUAAGAUACAGAUACUUCAGUUACACCCUUGCAUUUAGCUACUAUGUAAGCUAAUUCUAGAAUUGUUCGAAAACUUUUAAUGAAAGGAGCAAAUCGUUCAAUUAAAGAUUCUAGUGGUAAAACUCCUUUAGAUUUGGCAAUUGAGAGUGAUUUUAAAACAGUUGAAAUUAUGAUUGUAAAUUUUCAUGAUUAUUUUUAGAGAGAUAAAAAUGAUAUUCUUAUAUUUUGUAAUGUUAGAUAACCAUUUAGACCAGUAGUUCAAUAAAGGAAUAGUUAAAUUGCUUUCAUUACUAUGUAUAUGACUUGUUUUAUUUGUACUAUACUAUUCACUUUCCCAUGUAAUUAUUCAUAUCUAAUAAAAUGUAGUUGUUUCUAACACAAUAUGGAUGUGGAUAUUUUUUACUUUAACUAGCAUAACUGUUAUAUUUUUCUUUAUUUCUUGUGCCAAAGAUGCUGGAAUAGUAAAUACAGAUCAUAAAUUAAGUAUGCUUUAAAUAUUAGAAAGAUAUGAUUGUUCAAAUAUAUGUGCAGAUUGUAAGGUAUAUAUAUAAACACUAAUUAUAGUUAGUUAGACCUAGAAGAUCAAAGCAUUGUGAUGUUUGUUAAAAAUGUGUUAUGGUAUAUGAUCAUCAUUGUCCUUGGAUAAAUAAUUGUGUAGGAGCUAAGUAAUUAAUUUAUUAAAUUAGAAAUCAUUUUGUGUUUUAUUUUUUCAUUAUCAGUUUGUUCUUCGAAUUUAUUUUGUAAUUCUUUAUGCAAUUUUCUCAUUAUAAUUCAAAUAUUGUCUAAAGAUGGUUUACUAAUACUGAAGAUUGGCUUUUAAUUGGAAAAAAGUUUACAAUAUAUUAUGUCAUUAUUUAUUGUUUACUAUUUAUUGUACCUUUAGGGUAUUUGAUAUUUAUAAUUAAGAAUUCUAAUUUACAUAUAAACCAUCAAUCUAUUGACAGGACAAACAACCUUUGAAAGACAUAGUUUGAGUGCUCCUGGUUCAAAAGAUGAUAAAUCAAAUGAAAAAAGUGCAAUAAAUCGAAGUGAAGAAUAAUCAAUGGAAUCCACAGAAUAAGGAUAAGGUGGAACUUAAUAAUCAAAUUAUGAUUAAAAAUAAAAAAUGGAAUAAUCACAUUUUAGUUUGGGAAAUUGUUUCGAAAUGUGUUUUAUUAAUAAAAAGAAAAAAGAAUAUAGUAGUGAAUUAGCAACAGAAUUUAUUGAACUCUGA